Messenger RNA from Bombus pyrosoma, 2021 nucleotides. RefSeq lists its product as uncharacterized. NCBI's taxonomy places the organism in Eukaryota, Metazoa, Arthropoda, Insecta, Hymenoptera, Apidae. Bases 997 to 1998 code for a protein of 333 amino acids. The transcript is spliced from 6 exons. The record is from RefSeq and is a predicted model, not a curated record.
ACACAUACGCGUACACACAUACACACACAAAUGUACUAAGUAAGUUCAUACUGCGUAUUGCCUUUCUGACUUCGGUGUGAAAAUAUAUAAAUAAAAAAAAAAAAAUGUCAGUCGCGCCGGGACCCGGGGAUUUUCGAGCGACCGAAAUAUAAUAUAAUAAGUAUUUAAUCGUGUCCCUAUGGGGCGCGUUAUUGGUCGCGUUUUCCGUUUCCCUGGCUUCUCCGUUUUAGCUUUCCGUUUUCUUUCACGGGAAAAUCGGACAGGGAGAAGGAACGAACGGGGGAAGAAACGUUCUUCUUUCUUUUUUUUUUUCUCUCGCCCACUUCACCUCGGUCUUCCCACCUUUCGAUCUCUUUCUCGAGCGUUGGUCGUCGAUCAAGCCGAGGCUAUCCAAUCCGAGAACUAUCGAGCGAAACGGAAGCCGCGACAGGGCGCGCUCGAAAGAACAAAAGAAAUCUUUUUUCACGGAUCCGCUGAAAGAUGUCCCAGGACGCCCAAGUCCCCGUGUCUCCGCCGGCUGUGUCUGUUUCAUGUUUUUCAAUAUUUGUAAUUUAUCGAUAAAAUUAUAAAAGGUAUCGAUAACAGUCUAAAGUGUGCGCUAUACUCUACAUAAUAUUAUUAUAUAUAAAGUAUAAAAGUAUACAUUAUAUAUAUAUAUUAUAUAUAUAUACAUAUAUAUUAUAUAUGAGAAGUAUAAUAUAUAUAUAUUAUACACACAUUGGGAUUGGUGAGAAUAUACGGUUUUUUCGCUUUGGAGUGUUAUUUUCUGAAAAUAUUGAACAAAAUAUGGAAAAAAAAAUUAAAAAAUAAAAUCAAUGAAUAAAAAACGAACGAACCGUUCUACUCUGACUAUUCUUUUAUUACAAUCUAUCCCGAUAUCUUGCCGACAACCGCCUUCUAGAUUCCAUUCGAUCUCAACGAGCAUCGAUCGCCCUGUGUCAUCGAAGGUGUUCCGUGUCAUCGUUUAAGAAGAUUCGUCGGUAAACGAGAAUAGAAAUGUCGAACUUAAGAGCGAAUCUAACGAAGGAAAAUGGAGGUGCCCGAUCAAUUAAGGUCUCUAAUCGGAACAUUAAUUUAUAUCUAUACGUCAGAUUUCGUUCACUGGUUAACGGAAACUUGAUUUCAACGACGAAUUCGCGAAAUUCAAAUUGCUUGUUAAUUACAGCGAACCGAAACGGAGUCGAUCGACGAAUUCAAUGUUUGCGAUUAUUGGGAGAUCUUCUUGGGAUUGACGAUUAUGCCACCAACAUGGCGUCCUUUUGGUUCUUGGAUACAUUGGUGCUUUACACGAUACGAUACAGAGAGAAUCUCGAUGAGUAUUACAUGAGUGUUUUGAUCAGUUGGUUGGCUGGGGAAAUUAGAUUACUCCGAGAUAGGAAACAUACUCGGGAAGGAUUUUUUAGAGAGUUGAAAAACAUUUUCAUCGCAGCAGCUAACAAAAUACGUGAACAGAAACAAAUGCCAUAUUGGGACGAAAUCGUGGACGAACGCGAAGCAGGUGAAGAAACAGAAGAAAGACUGUCAACAGGAAAUCAAUCGAUAAGAAGUUUACGAGAACCUUCUUCUGAAGCUGACAUCAAACUUUCGGGUACUAUCGAUCCAGUUUCCGUAUUAGAUAUCGUGAUUGAAGCCACUUACGAUAUGUACGCGAACGAGCUACGAUACGCCCUCGUUUACGCGGUUUUCGUGGAACCAAUUGAGAUAGAGACUUACAAUUUACCAUUUACUUUCCGAACACCACGCCCAGUGAAACCGGCAGAUCCUAAGAUGAUCCCUUUUAAUAUGCAAUUGCAAAGAAGUUUGAAAAGAAUCGAGACAAUGGAGAAAUCUAAAAAGGACAAUAAAGCAGGCAAAAAACUUAAAACAAAUUACGAAAUACCCCCAACACCUCCGCCUUCUUUGGACGAUGAAGUAACGUUGAUGACCAAUCGGUUAUUUAUUCUACCAUUAAUAGAAGCGAACGAAUCAUCGGAAAUAUUCGAGACGACUGAUGCAUAACAUUAAAUAACCGAACACGCAAA